Molecule: messenger RNA, 1968 nt
Organism: Agelaius phoeniceus (red-winged blackbird)
Lineage: Eukaryota; Metazoa; Chordata; Aves; Passeriformes; Icteridae
Source: RefSeq, a predicted model, not a curated record
AGCCACGCCCCCGGGGCCGGCGCGCGCGCGGGGUCUCCCCCUCACGGCCCCCCCGCCCCCCCCCCCGCGCUGUUUUCGCUCCCGUUUCCUUCCGUCGCCGCUUUUUAAAUUAAAUUUUAUUUUUAUUUUUCCUCUUUCCGGAACCGGGAGGAAAUAAAAAAAAAAAAACCCGCGAGUCCCGGGAUGAGCGGCCGGAACCGGCCGGGCCUGCGGCGUCCAUGACAGGUGCUCCCGGCCCCGCAGGGUCCCGGGGGUGCCCCGGGGGUCCCCGGGGGGGGCGGGGCCACCAUGAGUGAGGCGCUGGUGGUCAAGGAGGGCUGGCUGCACAAGAGGGGUGAGUACAUCAAGACGUGGCGGCCCCGUUAUUUCCUGCUCAAGAGCGACGGUUCCUUCAUCGGCUACAAGGAGCGGCCCGAGAGCCCCGAGCACGGCCUCCCCCCCCUCAACAACUUCUCCGUGGCCGAGUGCCAGCUGAUGAGGACGGAGCGGCCGCGCCCCAACACCUUCGUCAUCCGCUGCCUGCAGUGGACAACGGUCAUCGAGAGGACUUUCCACGUGGACACGGCCGAGGAGCGGGAGCAGUGGCUCAGGGCCAUCCAGGCCGUGGCCUCGGGGCUCAAGAGCCGCGCGCCGGCCCCGGAGCCGCCCGAGCUCGGGGGAGCCCCCGGGGAUGGAGAGGACGGAGAGGCCGCCGGGAAGGCCCGCAGCAAGGCCAGCAUGGCAGACUUUGAUUACCUGAAGCUGCUGGGCAAGGGCACCUUUGGGAAGGUGAUCCUGGUGCGUGAAAAGGCCUCGGGGCGCUACUACGCCAUGAAGAUCCUGCGCAAGGAGGUCAUCAUCGCCAAGGACGAGGUGGCUCACACGGUGACCGAGAGCCGCGUCCUGCAGAGCAGCCGCCACCCCUUCCUGACCGCUCUCAAAUACGCCUUCCAGACCAGCGACCGCCUCUGCUUUGUCAUGGAAUACGCCAACGGCGGCGAGCUGUUUUUCCACCUGUCCCGGGAGCGGGUGUUCCCCGAGCCCCGCGCUCGCUUCUACGGCGCCGAGAUCGUCUCGGCCCUGGAGUACCUGCACUCGCGGGACGUCGUCUAUCGCGACAUCAAGCUGGAGAAUCUGAUGCUGGACAAGGACGGGCACAUCAAGAUCACGGAUUUCGGGCUCUGCAAGGAGGGGGUGACGGACGGCACCACCAUGAGAACCUUCUGUGGCACCCCCGAGUACCUGGCGCCCGAGGUCCUGGAAGACAACGACUACGGCCGCGCUGUGGACUGGUGGGGGCUGGGGGUGGUGAUGUACGAGAUGCUCUGCGGGCGCCUCCCCUUCUACAACCAGGACCACGAGCGCCUCUUCGAGCUGAUCCUGCUGGAGGAGCUGCGCUUCCCCAGGAGCCUGGGCCCCGAGAGCCGCUCCCUGCUGGCCGGGCUGCUCAAAAAGGAUCCCAAACAGAGGAGCCUGGGCCCCGAGAGCCGCUCCCUGCUGGCCGGGCUGCUCAAAAAGGACCCCAAACAGAGACACCUGGGAUACACCUGGGGUACCCACACACACCUGGGACACACCUGGGGUACCCACACACACGGGUACCUGCGCUUCCCCAGGAGCCUGGGCCCCGAGAGCCGCUCCCUGCUGGCCGGGCUGCUCAAAAAGGAUCCCAAACAGAGGCUGGGCGGGGGCCCGGGCGACGCCCGCGAGGUGAUGGAGCAUCGCUUCUUCGCGGGCAUCGAUUGGCUGGACGUGGUGCAGAGGAAGCUGGUGCCGCCCUUCCGGCCGCAGGUGACGUCAGAGGUGGACACCAGGUACUUCGACGAGGAGUUCACGGCGCAGAGCAUCACGGUCACGCCCCCCCGAGAGAUGUGAGCUCCUGGACUCUCCGGAGAGCGAUCACCGGACGCAUUUCCCGCAGUUCUCCUACUCGGCCAGCAUCCGCGAGUGACACCUGGGACACACCUCGGACACCUGGGACACACCUGG